Messenger RNA from Thermochaetoides thermophila DSM 1495, 2241 nucleotides. RefSeq lists its product as uncharacterized. The transcript has 3 exons. The record is from RefSeq and is a predicted model, not a curated record. Lineage: Eukaryota; Fungi; Ascomycota; Sordariomycetes; Sordariales; Chaetomiaceae. The coding region runs from base 1 to 2241 and encodes 746 amino acids.
AUGCUCUCCCGAUACGGCACUACCCAACUCCCACGCAGGUAUAACUGCAAUGUCCAACCCAAACAUAAAGGUGAUCAGACCCUCUGUUCAUUUUGCGUGGCGGAUGUCUUUGGUCCCUCAACGUACAAUGGUCUGUUGACGGCUGUGGGGGAACGCUCAAGCACGUUACGCUUUGCAUCAUCUUAUUCGCGCGUUUCAAGCGACAUUUACCGCGGGACGGUGGAUGGCUGUCUGUGGUGCACAGUCCUGGCAAACGCGCUACUUAGCAGUGCCGAGCUCGAUUAUUGGUACUACGCCUGGCAGGACAGUCAUACCGAUGGCGAGAGCAUGCUUGAUGAUGAGGAGGAUCCGGAAAGAAGCGACGGGAUAAGUCAGGAUGAAGAACAAGAUGAGAGCAUGGAGCCCCGGGAGCCCGCGGCGGGUGACGAAGAACUCGAAGCAGACAAACCGCGAUCAGUCGACUCAUCACACUUUGAGUCAUCACAUUCAUCACGGAGGCGCGACCAGCCCGGAUUUCUCAUACUGGAGGAUCUGGAUUGUGACGCUGAGAUCCAGGUCGACAUGACUUUCGUUGCCACACAAAAUGCAAACUUCUUUAAUUCCCUAAAGGUGCGCUUGGAAUUUGCAGGGCCGAACCCGCGUGAUCCAGACUGUGCUAUUUCAGGCCUUGUUGGGGACGAUGCCGUGGAUUUAUCUUUUGAGGUCAUAUCUCCCGGGUCGACUUCAAGACUCUUUCCCAGUGAAUGGGGAAACGUCUCUCCGACUUCACCAACGUGGCCAGCGCUAGCACGAACUUGGAUGUCGGCGUGCAAUAGUAGCCAUCAAUCCUGCAAGCCCACCAGGUCGCUUCAGCCAACUCGCCUGAUUGAUGUCACGGACCCUGACGGAGCGCGUCUCAUCCUCACAACUCCUGGAGAGCUACGCCCCUAUGCGGCCCUGAGCUACGUUUGGGGUGUCGACCAGGCGUAUAAACUAACAAAGGACACGCUAAAGGAGAAACAACGCCACAUCGACAUGACCCUCCUCUCUCGGACCAUCAAAGACGCCAUCACCGUUACCCGUCAGCUCAACCUCGGCUACCUCUGGGUCGAUGCCCUGUGCAUCAUCCAAGACUCCAAAGACGACAAGGCCAGGGAACUGCCGCUCAUGGGCGACAUCUACCGGAACAGCGCCGUCACAAUCAUCGCCGCAAGCGCGCCAUCCGCCAACGAGGGGUUCCUCCAUCCCUCAGAAUCUCCAAGGUUCUUCGCUCAACCUAUCGACAUCCCACUACUCGGACCCCGUGGCGAGAGGGAAAUCAUCCGCCUUGCAUACCGCAAAUACUACCUCCCCUCGGCAGAUCCGGCGAACUCCCGUGCAUGGUGUCUUCAGGAGCGCGUGCUCUCGACCAGGGUCGUGAGCUUCUCCUACGACGGUCUGAAGUGGAUGUGUCGAGAGAUGCACAUAAACCCCAGCGCCGCGGAAGAAGCUCCUCGGCCGUUCCAAAUCCUGGCCCCGCUUGCGGCCGAGUCCGAGUCGGGACCGGACGAGGACGUAAUCCUGGCGUUGUGGUACAGGAUCCGCAACGACUACUCCGGCAGGAAACUCACCAACGCGACGGACAAACUCCCUGCGAUAUCCGCUGUCGCUGCAGAGGUGGCGCGCCUUACCGGAUGGACGUACCUGGCAGGCAUGUGGAGGGAGAAGCUCCUGUCGGAGCUCCAUUGGGAAUGCGAGAAAAAGCGCGACUACUACAUCGCCCCGUCAUGGAGCUGGUGCAGCAUCGCCUCCGAGUCCGCUGCCGUUCUAGACGAUGAUAUGCAAGAGCGGCAACCGUUCCAGUUCGAGAUUCUCCAGUGCCAGGUCGAGCCUGUCAACAGGGGCUUUCCAUUCGGAGAGGUCAAGUCCGGAUUCCUCGAAGUCAAGGGCCUCGCGGUCGACCUCACUUGGGAGCUGCACGAUCUCGAGGAAGGCAAUCCGGGCAAUUCGGAUGUCCGCCUUGUAGAUGGGGAGGGAGACAGCAGGUAUAUCAUUGGAGAAGGAGUGCUUGAUGCUCGUCCAGAUGUGCCCAUACGGAAGGGAAAGAUAAAGUGCCUUGCUAUGAGCACGACCAAGGUUGGGGCGAGGAAGGGCUCACUUGUUGAUGGGCUAUUGCUGCAGCCGCAUGGGGAGGAUGGGGAGUUUCAUCGUGUGGGUAAAUUUCAGAUGUAUGGACCGACCGUGUUUGAAGGUGUGAGCGCGGAGGUCUAUAGGAUAGUGUGA